AUGCCCGGAAGACUCGCUGGUAAAAAUGCCAUCAUCACGGGUGCUGCUGGAGGGAUUGGCCUUGAGACAGCCAUUUUGAUGAGCCAAGAGGGCGCAUCGGUCCUCCUGACCGAUGUAGCCGCACCAGCCCUAGAGCGUGCGCUCGCCAAAGUAAAGGAAGUUGUUUCCUCGAGAGAGGGCAAACUCGAGACAAAAGUUGUCGAUGUGUCCAAGGAAUCAGACAUUGAAGCCGCAGUCAACCACCUCGACUCUUGGGGCGGCGUCGAUGUCAUGUUCAACAAUGCAGGCAUCAUGCACGCCAAAGAUGGAGAUACAGAAGAGUGCCCAGAAAGCAUCUGGGACUUGACCCAAAACAUUAAUGUCAAGGGAGUGUUGUUCGGAUGUAAGCAUGCCGUGAGAAGUCUUCGCAAGCACAAGAAGACCAAGGGAAGCAUCAUCAACACAGCCAGUGUGGUAGCUCUUGUCGGUGCUGCCACCCCCCAGCUUGCGUAUACGGCGAGCAAGGGCGCAGUGCUCGCUCUGACCCGAGAAUUGGCCAUCGUCCACGCUCGUGAGGGCUAUCGCUUCAACUCUCUUUGCCCCGCCCCUCUCAACACACCGCUACUGCAGGACUGGCUCGGCGAUGACAAGGCAAAGAGAUUUCGAAGGGAGGUGCAUUUCCCCACCGGUCGGUUCGGUGAAGCCAUUGAGCAGGCAAGGGCAGUCGUUUUCCUCGCUAGUGACGAGAGUAGCUUCGUCAAUGCUGCAGAUUUCGUGGUCGAUGGAGGAUUGACCAAGGCAUAUGUUACUCCUGAGGGACCAGCUACCGAAGCCCCAAAGAACCUUGGAAGCUAA
Molecule: messenger RNA, 834 nt
Organism: Clonostachys byssicola
Lineage: Eukaryota; Fungi; Ascomycota; Sordariomycetes; Hypocreales; Bionectriaceae
Source: the annotation of a GenBank genome assembly